AAAGCGAUACAGCUACGCCGCAAUAGAAUUGUAGUGUGACCUCUUUAUUAGUUUAUUCCGCAACAAGGUGGAUGACUCAUCAAGCCGCGCAGGCGCAGUAGCUAAUGUCACCUCUAUUUCCGUUUUAGCGUAUGGAGAAAACGUGUUGAAAAUUUUGUCAUUUCUACCACUUAUUUUGAAGUAUUUAGGCCCUAAUUUGGUGUAAUGGCGGCGAGAGGUGAAACUUGGGGUAUUCCAGAGAGGCUGCUGCUCCUGCAGAUCUGGCGUGAUGAGGAUGUUGAGGGCCAACUGACUGGUGUGCACCACAACACGCCAGUUUACGAUCAGGUGGCUGCUCGACUAAAUAGAAAUGGCUACAACAGGACGGGAGCGCAGUGCCGUAGCAAGAUUAAGGGUCUGCGCGCCAAGUGGACGAAAGCCAGGGACAAUAUGGCGAAGUCUGGGACCUCUGGGGGGCGAUACGGGGGUCUUCAGGAAGAAGAGUGGGAGAUCUUAACAGAAGUGUUAGGAAACAGGCCCAUUCACAACCCUGGCUCACUUGUUGAUACCCUGUCCAUGCCCAGGCCUGCUACCGGUUGGGGAAAUGGAGAGCGUGAGCAAGACGGUCAAGAGGGUGGUUCAGAGUCAGAUGGAGAUGGAUUUGCUGAUGUUUCUACAGGGUCCGUGCAGGAGGACUCAUUUCUGGAUUUGGACACUGGGAGGCCUGCUUCCAGCCUGUCAAAUGCUUCAACGGCAAGUGUGGGAUCUGCAAAAUCACCAAAAUCGACCACAAAAGCAUCACUGCCAUCAGAACCUAUUCCUGGGACAAGUACUGCUGAAGAAGACAAUGUUGCUAUGAAGACGUCCGUUAAUGACUUUUCAAGACGAAAAAGGAAACGUAAAUUUGGUCAAGACCUUGCUGAAAUUUUGCAAGAUUUCUACAAGAGGCAAGACCAGGCCCAAAAAGAGUUCCGUGAGAAUGAAGAAUGAAACGGCCAGGGGCCAUUGUGCUCACCGUAAGUAUUGUUAGUAGACAGUUACAGAAAGUGCUACAGUAUGUAGGCCUCUCAUAAUUUAUACAUGCAUCUGUGACCAGUUCAGAGCCGGCCCUGGCCAAGUGGUGAAUCCGAGACUUGUGGUUCCAAGCUUGUAGAGUCUAGGUGAAAAUGAUAGUGAAGAAACGUGCCACUCCAUGACAAUGGUGAUUAUUUUUAACUUUGACCUCAGUGACCCUGACAGGUAGGUCAAAUAACAAACCAGGGUGAUAUGUGAUGUAGACACAUCCACCGGACCAUAACAAUUUCAUCACUCGUUACACUACAGCAAUCGGCAAAAAACGGCCGCCUAAUUAAAUCUAUGGCACCAAAUAAAUCAAAAAAAUGAAGAAAAUGUAAGAUAGAACUCAGAAAAGAAAAAAGGAAAAGAUGAAAAAUAAAAAUAUUUUUGGCUGUCCUUGACCGGGGUUUGAACUCACGACCUUUGGAUUGCCACAAUACGAGGAAAAACCCACAAAACAUGCAAUUUCGGCCAUAUUUGAAUUCCGAUCUGGCUGAAACUUGGCAUACAAAUAGUGGCUUCUUAGAUGCAUCAUUACACAAAAUUAAAACUCUUUACAUUGAACAACGACAAAACGUACCUAGAACGGUAAAGUUUUCAACUUUGACCUCUGUGAACUUGAAAGGUGGGUCAAAUCAAAAACCCGUAAGAUAUGUGAUGUAUC
Lineus longissimus is the source of this 1699-nucleotide messenger RNA. RefSeq lists its product as uncharacterized. The record is from RefSeq and is a predicted model, not a curated record. Bases 205 to 969 code for a protein of 254 amino acids. Lineage: Eukaryota; Metazoa; Nemertea; Pilidiophora; Heteronemertea; Lineidae. The transcript has 3 exons.